AUGAGUAGCUCUAGGGAGACCUCACCAGAUUGGCUUCGUUGUUUCCAGGCACCAACUCAAUCAGCUCUAUCAUUGUCGUCGGCCUCCCAGUCUCCUCCAGAGGACAACCCUGUAAGCGAGGGUCUCCCGAAAGAAACUUCCCAUUCUUCUGAGAAAAACAACUCCCAAGACACUGGGGAGUCUCCAGUUGAUAAUACUCUAAAAGCAAAGUCCCCCAGCAAGAGUAAAAAUAAGAAAGCAGAUCUCACACGUUCGCGAAAAAGAGGAAAAGAGACAAAGAAGAAUGAAAACAUAGAUUCCUUCCCAUGUUCUAAUAUAUUUCUUCUUGGUAAUGCUGCAGGGAAUGGGGUUGAUGGGGAAGUUUCAAAGAAAGAGACGUCUGUGAAGACUACGAAACCUCAUGAAACAAAGCAUCCAGUCUGGACAUUGUCAUCAGAUUCUGAAUCUUCUCCUGAUUCCAUCUCUGUAAGGGAGCACAACUCACAUCAUGAGGAAUUAUCUGCACAUGAGAUUGGUGGACAGUCUCCACUUAAGGAGGCCUCUAAAGUGAAAUCUCCUAAAAAACAGCUCAAAACAGAGGAUCAUAUACCCAGAAAAAGGCAGAAAUUAAACAGCCACAUGAACAAAGAAGGUAUGAAGGCUGAAUUUACAGGCCUGAGGUUCCUUGAUGAUUCCGAACCGAAGUACAAAGGUAAUGAUGGUGAAAUGGAGGUUGUGGAAGACGAAAUAACCGAGAAGCAUAUUGGACCUUAUGUUUCCUCUUCAAGGCUACCUUUGGUGCUGUCUGAGAAAGUGCAGCGCUCAAAGGCACUUGUGGAGUGUGAAGGUGAAUCCAUAGAUUUGAGUGGCGAUGUGGGUGCUGUUGGAUGGAUAAUUAUUUCAGAUAACCAAUCAGGAAACCAGGAAAUGCUCUUAGAUUUGAAAGGCAGGUGUUUUUCCUGUAAUAGUGCACGUAGUUAUCGUUUUGCUAAUGAUCUGUGA
This is a messenger RNA of Ilex paraguariensis (yerba mate), 981 nucleotides long. The record is from the annotation of a GenBank genome assembly. Lineage: Eukaryota; Viridiplantae; Streptophyta; Magnoliopsida; Aquifoliales; Aquifoliaceae.